Diplodia corticola is the source of this 2106-nucleotide messenger RNA. RefSeq names its product gtpase activating protein for. Gene Ontology annotation, molecular function: protein binding; GTPase activator activity. The coding region runs from base 1 to 2106 and encodes 701 amino acids. NCBI's taxonomy places the organism in Eukaryota, Fungi, Ascomycota, Dothideomycetes, Botryosphaeriales, Botryosphaeriaceae. The record is from RefSeq and is a predicted model, not a curated record. Gene Ontology annotation, cellular component: Golgi apparatus. Gene Ontology annotation, biological process: endoplasmic reticulum to Golgi vesicle-mediated transport; intra-Golgi vesicle-mediated transport; endocytosis. The transcript is spliced from 4 exons.
AUGUCCUCGGCCCUGAACAAGCGCCAGCAGGCGCGCAACGAGCGCGCGCUUCAGGACCUGAUCAAGUCUACCGCGGGCAAUGACAGGUGUGCCGACUGCGGAGCUCGGAAUCCAGGAUGGGCAAGUUGGAGUUUGGGCAUCUUUCUCUGCAUGCGCUGCGCAACGCUGCAUCGCAAGCUUGGGACGCACAUUUCCAAGGUCAAAUCGUUGAGCAUGGACAGCUGGAGUAAUGAUCAGGUCGAUAACAUGAGGCGCGUGGGAAAUGUGGCCUCCAACCGGAUAUACAACCCAAACAACAUAAAGCCGAACAUACCAAUUGACGUAGACGAAGUCGAGGGCGCGCUGGAGCGUUUCAUUCGACAGAAGUACGAGCACAAGGCUUUCUCAGGAGAAUCUCGCCCUGGAACCAGGCACAACACAGGCAGUACCAGCUCUGCGGAGGACCGGCCACCACCACUACCGCCGAAGCCUGGCAAGCGCUUUGGAUUCGGACUUAGAGCUUCGUCCGCUACUUUCCCGGUGUCGAAGCCUGACUCGAACAGCCCCCCAUCGUCGCCGGGCGUCGGCGCCGGCCUCAGCGGAUUCGGAGACUCUUCACCACCCAGGGUAAACAAGGCGUCAAGAGUGUUUGGGCACAACGUGCGGAGUGCGUCUGCCGAUAGCUUUGAGACAAAGCUCCAGACGUUGAAGGAUAUGGGCUUUCCGGAUGAGAAACGCAACGUGACGGUGCUUAAGGGGCUCAAUGGGAACUUGGAGAAAUCCGUGGAGACUCUGAUCAGGUUGGGAGAGGGCAGCAGGAGUAUUUCCGGAGCACACACCCCUGUUUCCGCCCAUAGCGAAAGUGCAAACGGGCUCUCCAUGAGCCGAACCAGACCUUCCGCGCCUCCUCCAACUGCUCCGGCAGGGAUUCAGUCAACGAAUCCUUUCGACCGGUUGGACGCUCCUCAGCCAACGAUCCACCAGCAAUUCCAACCCUUGCAGACCCAGCCAACCGGCGCAUCGUUCAAUCCUUUCCUUCCUUCGUCUCAACUGUCCCAAGCUCCUGCAACGGCACACCCGGCUUUGGACCAGUCUUUCCAGAACCUCCAGCUUUCUCAACCACAGCAGCCGCAACAGCUCUUUCCAAACCACACGGGAGGUCACGGUACGCAAAAUCAGCAACAGGGAUACAAUCCGUUCUUGCAAACAUUUACCCCUCCGCCGGUGCCCCAAAUACCACCUCAAUUCACCGGUGCUCAACAGGGCCUGGCUUCUUAUGGUCAACAAGGAGGGUUUCAGUCCUCUCAGGGAGGCAAUCCGUUCUUAAAGACCUCACGUUCCCAAAUCUUCACCAGCAGCAAUCCUUUUAAUUCUCAGGUAUCAUCUCUCUCGGCCUUCGCUCAGCCGUUACAACAGCAGCAGCACCAGCAACAGCAACAGCACCAGCAACAGCACCAGCACCAGCAGCACCAGCAACAGCAACAGCAGCAACAGCAACAGCACCAGCAACAGCAGCAGCACCAGCAGCACCAGCACCAGCAACAGCAGCACCAGCAACAGCAGCACCAGCAACAGCAGCACCAGCAAUGGCAGGCUGCCACCAAUGUGCAGGGGUCUUUCCAUCCACAGCCGGCGCAACAAACAGCGCAAUUUGGGUAUGGGCAGCAACAAGCCCCGAACACAGGGUAUCAGCAACCGCAGGACCGAUUUCAGGCACAAAACGCAUACCAGCAAUUCCAGCAACAGCCAAAUCAUUUUGCCAACCCUUACCAACCGCAACCGCAGCUUCCAGUCCGUCAAGACAAAAGUUCGAUAUUAGCCCUGUACAGCCAACCUCAGAUGGCCCCCGCGCCACUUCCUGGAACCACGGCGUUUGGUACGGCCGAAGGCGCGCCAGUCAACGGACAAAGUGCGGCCGCGCCCGGCACGUCGAACACAGCCGGAGACAUGGCAGGCCAGACAGGCAGCACAAAUCCGUUCUCGAACGCACCUGGUCAGCCAGCGGCAAGCGCCAACGGAGGGGGGGCACGCCAUGUCAGCCAAGAGAGUGUUGAUUUUUCCGGUAUGAUGGGGGGAAGGCAAAGUCCAGACGCAUUUGCAGGGUUAAGCGCCCGUUUUGGGCGAUGA